Dovyalis caffra is the source of this 222-nucleotide messenger RNA. NCBI's taxonomy places the organism in Eukaryota, Viridiplantae, Streptophyta, Magnoliopsida, Malpighiales, Salicaceae. The record is from the annotation of a GenBank genome assembly.
AUGGAGCACCAAUAUUGUGACAACUGUCAAAGUCCAGCUGGCUACCAUCAAAGAACUGUGACGGUAGAAGUAGAAGUAGAAGCAAUGAUAUGGAACCCAGGGGGACCAGGGAGAUAUCAAGUCGGAUCUGCUGGGUCGGAGAUCUUAAGAAUUCCGACAUUUGAGCUGGAUGCCAUUUUAACAAAAGGCAAACAGGAGCAACUAAUUGCCUCUGGAAAAUAG